CACCUCACCUGUUUUCCGGAUGAUUAAUUAAACUCGUUAAAGACUCUCCGAGAAGCUCGAGAUGCUCUGAUGAUCAGAUCCACAGCAGCGAUGGAGACACACGGGCCCGGCUUCUUCCAGACUCUCCUGUGUGUGGUGUGUGUGUGCGUGUGUGUUCGCUGCGGCGGGGUCCUGGUGUGUCAUUACUGCCCCCUACAGGCCAGAGGCCGCUGCAGGAACAUCACCACCGAGUGCGCGCCGAGCGAGCGCUGCUUCACCGGCUGGCGUCACUACGGUCCGGUGCUCGUGCUCGCCGGCCAGGGCUGCGCGUCCCCGGAGCUGUGCGGGUCCAACCACACACACACACUCAUGGGCGUCGAGUAUCAGAUCAGCUACACGUGCUGCGCUCGCGACCUGUGCAAUGAAGCUCAUGCACAGGGGAACCGUCUCCAGGAGCGGGUCGCGGUUACCGGAAGUUGCCGUCAUACCGUAUUGAGCGGGUGAC
Messenger RNA from Rhinichthys klamathensis goyatoka, 484 nucleotides. Its product is annotated as protein Bouncer-like. The transcript is spliced from 2 exons. Lineage: Eukaryota; Metazoa; Chordata; Actinopteri; Cypriniformes; Leuciscidae. Bases 70 to 483 code for a protein of 137 amino acids. The record is from RefSeq and is a predicted model, not a curated record.